AUGGAAUAUUUGCAAAACAAUCAAUUAACUACAAUACAACAAGGAGCAUUUUCAGACCUACCAGCAGUAAAAGAUCUAUCAUUGCAUACAAAUAUAUUAACAACAAUACAGCAAGGAACAUUUCAAGACCUACCGUCGCUUAAACAUCUGCAUUUGUACAGAAAUCAAAUAACUACAAUACAGCAAGGAGUAUUUCAAGACCUACCAGCUCUAUACGAACUGUAUUUAUACAGCAAUCAAAUAACUACAAUACAGCAAGGAUCAUUUCAAGACCUACCAGCACUAGGCCGCCUAGCAUUGCACCAAAAUCGAUUAACAACAAUACAGCAAGGAACAUUUCAAGACCUACCAUCGCUUAACCUUCUGUAUUUAUUUAGCAAUCAAAUAACUACAAUAGAGCUAGGAGUAUUUCAAGACUUACCAGCGCUAUUCGAACUGUAUGUAUACAUUUUGACAAUAUUUCAUCAAGAGGAAAAUGAAAACUGA
This is a messenger RNA of Mytilus californianus (California mussel), 486 nucleotides long. RefSeq names its product leucine-rich repeat-containing protein 15-like. The transcript has 7 exons. The record is from RefSeq and is a predicted model, not a curated record. Gene Ontology annotation, cellular component: extracellular matrix. Bases 1 to 486 code for a protein of 161 amino acids. Gene Ontology annotation, molecular function: protein binding. Lineage: Eukaryota; Metazoa; Mollusca; Bivalvia; Mytilida; Mytilidae.